ACGCCUCGAAGCCUCGGCACAUCACUACCAAGAGAGAACAACGGUUUUUCGAUUUGCUACGAGCGGAGCUAACUCUAGCAAAAAUUAGCCCAACUGCAAUGGCGCGGAGGAAGAUGUCAGUGGAAGAAAUGUUUCGGAGCGAUGUUGAGAUGGAAGACUCUUCUGAUAGCUGGUGGGAUUCGGACGAGGAGGAAGAGGAAGAGCCGGACACAGCUGAGAGACUUGAUCUCGGUGAUAUUCAAGUGAAAGCCGAACCAUCAAGCUCAGAUGGAGCUGAACCUCCCCCCACCUCUCAUGAUUCUUCAUCUUCUUUGAGUGGAGAUUGUGCAGGAGAGGCUGAUGAAGAAUAUGUUCCAACAGUUCCUUUGAGGUCUUCAGGGCGUGGAAGCGCUCCAGCCCCAAAAAGAACAACAACCACACACAAAAAGGCAAGGAAACAACAGAAAGUCAGCUCCUCAGCGCACCAACAACAAGGCGAGGAUUGUUGGCACACUAUAGAGGAACUUGAUACGGAGCCCGGAUGUCCAUUAUUUACUCCAAAGAAAGACCCAGGACCUCAGAUUGACUCUACAAAAGAAAAAAGAGAGGAAAAGGCCAUUUCCCAACGGCAAUUCAGAGAGAAACUCAUGGAGGAGCUCAUACUGGAGUCCAAAGGAGAAACGGCUUGUCCUCAACCAAGCACAUCAUUUUCGGCUCAACCCGGUGCAUUCAAAUGCCCUGGGUCAGUUCCCAGAUACUUUGGGGGAACAGCAGAGGAAAAGCGAAGGAUUUGUGUGUGGUGCAAGCAGAAUGGCAGUAAGAGAAAAACACCACUGUACUGUCCCAAAUGUAACGUUGCCCUCUGUCUUCAGCCAGACAGAAAUUGCUUUGAGGACUACCACAAAAAGUUGUAGUUUGUGGUAGUGUAGUUGUGUAGUUUUUUUUUAUUUUUGAACUUUUUUUUUUUUUUUUUGGUGGUGGUGG
Molecule: messenger RNA, 963 nt
Organism: Xiphophorus maculatus (southern platyfish)
Lineage: Eukaryota; Metazoa; Chordata; Actinopteri; Cyprinodontiformes; Poeciliidae
Exons: 5
Coding region: 99-893 (264 amino acids)
Source: RefSeq, a predicted model, not a curated record